AGUUUUUACUUCUAUAUGUAAAAAGGAUCAAAUAUACUUGUAUUCUAUGUGAAUAGAGUGGUUCGAGGUUGCCAUCUUGGAUAGUUAUUUCUCCCAGUUUGGUGCAACCUGAAACCAAAAAGCAUUGGCAAUUUUAGAUAAAUAGUGCCAGCCAACUGUCAGUUUACAUUCUCCUCUUUGUUUAAAAAAAUGGGUAGGUGUUAUUGCUGUGUUGAAAACUGUUCUAACAAAGAAGGGAAUCAUACAGUUUUAAGUUUUUUUUCUAUUCCCAAAGUGAAUGUGCACUCUAAAGUGAAUUCUGCUGUGGCUAUUCGAACCCAAAACCGACGAAAAAAGUGGCUUGAAAUUAUCGAUCCUUUAAACAAGCUAGAUUUGUCACGUACAAAUUUGGUCUGUUCUAAGCAUUUUGUCUCAGGGUCACCCGUAGAUGAUUGUGAAGAUGUAGAUUGGGUUCCUUCACUGAUGAUAAAUGAUGACAAUGACAUUCAAGAAAAUAACGAAGAAGUUAAUGCUAGCAAUUCUAAAUGUAACUUGAUUGAUGUCAUCGAAGAUGAUCACAUUAUUGAUUCAGUUGUCUUUAAAAACUAUUUAGAAGCUAAUACGAGUGAUGUGCAAGAAGAACAUCAAUCUUAUCGUUCUGUGGCUUUCUUGGAAAGUGAAAUAUUACACCUAAAAUUGGAGUGUGAAAAGUUGAAGGAAGAAAAGACGAGAUUCAUGGAUCAACUCAAGGAUUCCUCAAACCAAAUUCUUGAGUUAACAAAGGAGGUAAAAAACCUAGACCAAAUUAACCAACAAAAAAUUGCGGAUACUGACAUAAGUAAAUUCAUUAUUAAUAAUGACAAGCGUUGUAAAUUUUACACUGGCAUCGACUCUUAUGAAAAAUUAAUUGCCUUAUUUGACUUCAUCGAACAAUCUGCUCCGAAACCACAUCCACUAGAAGUCCUCACGCAUUUCCAACAGUUUGUCCUAACCCUAGUAAAAUUACGUUUAAAUCUCAGGCUUGAAGAUCUUGGACAUCGAUUUAACAUAGCAAAGUCUACCGUCUCUAAAUAUGUGCACAUUUGGGUCACAGGCAUGUAUCAAGUAUUCGUACCAACAUUUCCAUUUUGGCCGGGUGAACGAGAAGUAAAAGCUACACUUCCGAUGGUUUUUCGUGAACAUUUUGAGCGCUGCAUCUCAAUUAUUGAUUGCUUUGAAAUUUUUGUCCAGCGAUCUACCAAAUUCAAAGAGCGCACUUCAACGUUUUCAUCCUAUAAACAUCACAACACAAUCAAAUACUUGAUUUCUCUUACUCCACAAGGAACUGUAUCGUUUAUUUCCCUCGGCUAUGGAGGUCGCUGUAGCGACAAAUUUAUUGUCGAGGAUUCUGGAUAUAUUGAUAAUUUAAAAGAAGGGUAUGUAGUACUAGCUGAUCGCGGAUUUUUAGUAAAUGAUCUCAUUAAUCUUUGCGAUGCCGAGCUAAAGACACCUGCAUUCAAAAGCGAACGAUCCCAGUUGAGUCAAUUAGAAGUGGAAAAGUGUCGCACACUCUCUAAAGUAAGAAUUCAUGUGGAAAGGGUGAUUGGCACAUUAAAACAACGUUUUUCAAUUUUGAGUGGACCGUUACAUCAUGAAAUGUUUUUCACGGACGAGGAUGAAAUAUGUUUUGUAGAUAAAAUAGUGAAAGUGGCCAGUGCGUUAAAUAAUUGUAAUUUCAGUAUUGUUCCUCGGGAUUGAUAACUUCAUUAUUAUUUAAUGUUUAAAUACAAAUGCAACUGAGUGUUAAUUUGAUGGGAAACCAUUAAUUAAUAACUUUGUUUUUUAGCACACG
This is a messenger RNA of Daphnia magna, 1810 nucleotides long. RefSeq lists its product as uncharacterized. The record is from RefSeq and is a predicted model, not a curated record. Bases 190 to 1716 code for a protein of 508 amino acids. NCBI's taxonomy places the organism in Eukaryota, Metazoa, Arthropoda, Branchiopoda, Diplostraca, Daphniidae. The transcript has 4 exons.